ACUAUAACCCCGUGAGAACAAGUUUACAGCUGAAGAACUGGUAUAUCAAGGAGCGUCUUUCAGCUGUGGUUUUCUUUCAUCCAUAUAUAGAAACUUUAAGAAGAUGGUCGGUCCAGGUCAUCAAACGAUCUAUGUUAUGCACUAAAUGCUUCCAAGGGAAGAGCCUGUUAGACGACGGUGAUUCGACCAAUCGCGAGCGCGGAAGGACACCGCGGGUGGGAUCAGAAAUAUAAUAUAUUAUUGAGCGUUCAGGCGAAGUCGUCUGUCAAGCUGCAAGUGCGCUGUAGUGUGGAGUGCGUGUGUUUGUGUUGGUAUAAACUGCACCGCGUACACUGGUCUACCAGUCGGCCGCGAGUCGAGCUAGGAGGAACGUGUAGAAAGUAGCACCAGUCGGAACUAGGAGGAACGUACAGAAAGUAGCAGCAGUCGCUGACAACUAAAGCACCAAGUAGUCAUGUCGUCUCACUCAAAAAUAACGGAGAAGAAGACGAUCAUCACAACCAAGUCGUCGUCGUAUGCCGACGACGAUGACAUGGGCGAGUCGUCGUUCCACUACAGAUCUGGGAUAGGUCCACGCUCGGGUGGCAUGAUCACCAGGACGUCGACGACGCCGCUCAAAGGAGGCAGCAGCUACGUCCGCACCAUGGAGAUGUCGUCUGGGGGCGGCAGCGGCUUCAUCGACGUGCCUGGGGCCUACUCGAAGAUCUCGGGGGUCGGGGUGACGAACGUGAAACACACGCGAGAGAGGGAGAAGAAAGACAUGCAGGACCUCAACGAGAGGUUCGCCAACUACAUCGAGAAGGUGAGGUUCCUGGAGGCACAGAACAAGAAGCUGGCCAACGAGCUGGAGCACAUGCGGGCCAAAUGGGGCAAGGAGACGAGCGCCAUCAAGCAGAUGUACGAGACGGAGCUGCAGGAGGCGAGGAACCUCAUCGACGAGACCAACAAGGAGAAGUCGCGGCUCGAGAUCAGAGUGAGCAGCCUCCAGGACAAGCUCGACGAUCUCAACAGACAACUGGAGGAGGCGAAGAAAUGGCGCUCCCAGGAUCGAGACAUCAUCGCUCGCCUCAACCAGCAGAUCGCCGACCUGGAGAGCGAGCUGAACAUGCUGAGACGCGCGAACGAGAACUACGACAAGGAGCGCAUUCGAGACCGCGAGACCAUCAAGAGACUCAGUGACGAGGUCGAGAAACUCAGAAUCGACCUGAACAACGAGACGCUGGGACGCAUGGAUGCGGAGAACAGACGACAGACGCUGGAGGAGGAGAUUGAGUUCUUGAAGAGCGUACACGAGCAGGAGAUGAAGGAGCUGGCGUCACUGGCGUACCGAGACACGACGGCGGAGAACCGCGAGUUCUGGAAGAGCGAACUCUCACAGGCCAUCCGGGACAUCCAGAACGAGUACGACGCCAAGUGUGACCAGAUCAAGGCGGAACUCGACUCCUUCUACAACCUCAAGAUCCAAGAGUUCCGAACUGGUUCUACUAAACAGAACAUGGAAGUGUCGCACGCCAAAGAAGAAACAAAGAAAUACAUCAAACAGCUGCAGGACACGCGAGCCAGGCUGGCCGAUCUGGAAGCAAGAAACAGCCAAUUGGAAAGACAGUACCAGGACUUGUUGAGAGAGAUGGAACAGAAGGACCACGACCACGACUUGGAGACCAGUCAUUACAAGGAGGAAAUAACUCAGCUGCGGGCCGAGAUGGAAUCCAUCCUGCAAGAGUUACAGAACCUGAUGGACGCCAAGCUAUCUCUGGAGUUGGAGAUCGCUGCGUACAGGAAGUUGCUGGAGGGAGAGGAAACCAGAGUCGGGUUGCGCCAGGUCGUGGAACAAGUGAUGAACGUACAGAGCUCCGCCACCACGCGUCUUGGAGACUACAUCAAUGCUGCUCAGAGCGGCAACAUAGAAAUCGCUGAUUCCAGCAAGCUGUCCAUGAAGAUGAUGAGGGGGGAGGUGUCAGCCAGGACCACCUACCAGCGGACCGCGCACGGCCCUAUCCAGAUCGCUGAGGUAGCCCCAGACGGCAAGUACAUCAUGCUCGAAAACACGUCUUCUGAAGACCAAAGUGUGGAUGUUAACUUGGAUGGCUGGAAGCUGACGAGGAACCUCGACGGACAGACAAUACAUGUUUACUCUUUUAGAAACUUCACACUGCGCGCCGGCAAAACUGUCAAGAUCUGGGCCCGCGGCUCCGCGUCCAUGGCGAGUCUGAACGACCUCGUGUUCCGGGACGAGGACAGCUGGGGCAGUGGUAAGAAGGUCACAACGUCGCUCAUGACCGACAGAAACGAGGAAAAAGCAACCCAUGUUCAGCGAACCGAUUAUGCAGAGCAUAAGUAAAGCUUCACUGUUCACUGUCAGCCACACCAAACGGAGCCACUGUUUGUUUUCAUUCUCGCCGCCAGGUGGAGUAUCAAUACUUGCCUAGAGACUCGUAACGUGCUCACGUAGGGUGUUUGACGGAACAGCAGUUCCGGUGGCUUUCGACUUGUGCAACUUAUUCCUAUCAGUAACACCGUGACGUAAUAUCCGCCUUGCUUACAAACAACGUAAAAUGUCUACGAGGAACCAGUCCAUUUCUUUUUACACAGUGGUGAUUCAGGAGAGUUGCGGCGGAGGGGGGGGGGGGGGGGGGGGGGAUCCUUUGUCAUGAAUUAACGAUGUAUUUAAAGAAACAUUUAGACCUUAUAAAAUAUCUGCUAUCUUGGGCAUAUUUCGUAGGUGCCUCUGAGUAUAUACCCAACACAGGCGUGUUUUAACCUUCAGUGGGUGUAAAGCACAUAUCAAAUAGUUGAUUGAUUAUGUACAACAUAUAUAAUGUAAAACAUUUCAAUUAAAUUAUGGAUAUCGGAUUUUGGUGAGACGAAAGUAGUUUUCACUGAUCACAAGUUAUUUCUCCCCAACCCCCACCCCGUAACACUCAUGGAUCCGCUACCGUGACCGUCUUGUAUGAAUUUAAAAAAAGAAAGAAAUGUAGAAUACAUUCCUUGUUCUUAUAUAACCAUACAUGUAUAUUUGUCCAUUACACUGUACCUUUUGGCUAUCUAUCACUUGUGUUGUUUGACGCACUGUUUGUCGUGCUGGUGUUUUGACAGUAAUAUUUCGUAGUUGCACAAUUUCACGGAAUUGUUUCCAGUUCAGUAAGACAUCGACAGGUGAUCAUUGUUAAACGAAUCAUUACUCCGCAAUACAUUUCCAUAUCGCAGACAUAGUUAUAGGUUUCUGUCCCCUCUCUAACACACACGUGUACUACCAUAUUCUAUAGUGGUUGUAACAUAUUUAUUACUAUUAUCAUAUGACAGUGGAGUAUUAUAGUGUUCAUGUUGGUGCUAUACACAAUUAAUAUAAACAUACUGUUACAUACAGGGUUUCAUAUUUAUAAUAAUAAUAUAAUAAAGAUAAUAAUAAUAAUAAUAAUAUAAUAAUGAUGAUGAUGAUGAUAAUAAUCACGGAUCAAUGGUUGUGACAAAUACUACAUUCCAUACGUUUUUUGUUUGUUAUGAUUUAAAUUUGUUUUGUAUAUAAAUUAGUACAUAUUGCAGCUAACAAAUUAAACUGAUAUUGCAAAACCUUUUUUUUUUUUUAACUUUUUUACUGCGAUUCGUGUUAACACCGAAGAAAUAGGCUAACUGAAGUAUAUGAAAGAUGAAAAAAGUUAUAAUAAUUAUAUUACUUUUAUUUGUUGCAAUAUUUUUACAUGUCAUGACAUUUUUUAUUAACCUUCAGCAGAACAAACGAAAGAGAUAUUUAUCUUAUUAUUACAAAAUAACUUAUUUUCAUAUAUAGAUGUAGAACAAAAAAUAAUAUAUUAUCACCUGCAAGGCAAUGCCAACGAGCUAUGAGCGCUGUGUAGCACUAGUUGUUUAGAACGUAGUUUCAGACACUUGAGUUAUAAAUGUAGUAUAUACAUGUACUUGGGACUUUGUACAAAAAUAUGUAUAUUUUAGCUUGAAUAAAUAUGUUUUACAUA
Gigantopelta aegis is the source of this 3971-nucleotide messenger RNA. Its product is annotated as 60 kDa neurofilament protein-like. NCBI's taxonomy places the organism in Eukaryota, Metazoa, Mollusca, Gastropoda, Neomphalida, Peltospiridae. The transcript is spliced from 11 exons. The record is from RefSeq and is a predicted model, not a curated record. The coding region runs from base 455 to 2341 and encodes 628 amino acids.